This is a messenger RNA of Erinaceus europaeus (western European hedgehog), 2574 nucleotides long. RefSeq names its product prion protein (gene PRNP). The record is from RefSeq and is a predicted model, not a curated record. Gene Ontology annotation, cellular component: membrane. The coding region runs from base 222 to 1004 and encodes 260 amino acids. Gene Ontology annotation, biological process: protein homooligomerization. Lineage: Eukaryota; Metazoa; Chordata; Mammalia; Eulipotyphla; Erinaceidae. The transcript is spliced from 3 exons.
GCCCCGCGCCGCCCCGCGCCGCCCCCGCCCUUCCCCGCGCCGCCCACGGGCUCCAGUCGCUGCCAUCGCCGUCCUGAGCGCAGCUCAGCUCCCGACUCCGGUAAACAGCCGCGCCACACGGACUUCUGGAUAUAUUUGGACACCGAACAGUUUCAGUCAAGCCAAAGCAUUCCCAGAGGCACAAAUCCAGCUCAGCUGAGUCACAACAGAAAUAAGUCAUCAUGGUGAAAAACCACGUGGGCUGCUGGCUCCUGGUUCUCUUUGUGGCCACAUGGAGUGAAGUGGGCCUCUGCAAGAAGCGGCCGAAGCCUGGAGGAUGGAACAGUGGGGGAAGCCGAUAUCCUGGGCAGGGCAGUUCUGGCAGCAACCGCUACCCACCCCAGGGUGGUGGAGGCUGGGGUCAGCAGCCCCAUGCUGGUGGAGGCUGGGGUCAGCAGCCCCAUGGAGGUGGAGGCUGGGGUCAGCAGCCCCAUGGAGGUGGAGGCUGGGGUCAGCAGCCCCAUGGUGGCGGAGGCUGGGGUCAAGCUGGCAGCCACAACCAGUGGAACAAGCCCAACAAACCCAAAACCAACAUGAAACAUGUAGCAGGAGCUGCUGCAGCUGGGGCAGUUGUUGGGGGCCUUGGUGGCUACUUAGUGGGGAGUGCCAUGAGCAGGCCCCCCAUCCACUUUGGCAAUGACUAUGAGGACCGUUACUAUCGUGAGAACAUAAACCGCUACCCCAACCAAGUGUACUACAAGCCGGUGGAUCAGUACAGUAACCAGAACAACUUCGUGCAUGACUGUGUCAACAUCACAGUCAAGCAGCACACCGUGACCACCACCACCAAGGGCGAGAACUUCACUGAGACAGACGUCAAGAUAAUGGAGCGAGUGGUGGAGCAGAUGUGCAUCACCCAGUACCAGCAAGCUCGGGCCUACCACGACGGGGCCAGCGUGCUCCUCUUCUCCUCCCCCGCUGUGAUUCUCCUCAUCUCUCUCCUCAUCUUCCUGCUAGUGGGAUGAGGACAGCCUUCCUGCUUUUCUUCUGUUACCAGGUUAGGAGGAGGUAUCUACCUGCAGCCCUUUUACUGAUGGUGUCUUAUUCCCGCUUCUCUCUUUGUCACCCAUAGGCUAGUACCCUUGGCACUGGUGGGCACUGGGAAAUGUAGAGCAAAAAAUCAGAAUGCUAGUUAUUCAAGCCUUCGAUUAAGAUCUUCAUAGGCUAUUGCUGAUGCUGAGUGAGUUAAGAGUACCAUGGGCAGAUAGUUCUUGGUUGGUUAAUGUAGACUUAUUUUUUAUCUAGAGCAAUGGAUUGAAGCCAAAAAAAAAAAAAAAAAGUCUCUAAAAUACCUUUGCUGAAAUACCCCUAGCUCCUUCCCCGACUCUAUAGAGCUCAGUAUCCUAAUGCCCCAUCUGUCUUAGUAGUGAUUUUGUGGUAAUCUGGAGGCAUUUUUCUCAUAUGUUUUAAGGAAAUAUGGCUGAAUUUCCUUCAGCUUAAGCUGCAUUUCGGCCAAAUGUGGAAGGAGGCUUACAUGAUGCUUAUUCGGGAAACAAAGCUAGAAAUCCUUAGCUCUGGGGCCACAGGCUCAGCUGCAAGAGUACCUGUGUCUUUGUCUACAGAAAGCUUUGAUGAUGUUUUGCAUUUUGCUGUACAGGCCAUACAGUAGUACUUUCAUAAAGAGCAAAUAUUCAUGUGACUCUAGACCUCUGGAAGAGGAUAUUUUGAUAGGGAAUAAAUAUAACUAAUGUAGUCUGGAAGACUUUGGGAGCUAAGAUACCCUGUAUUUAGGAGUGGUUCCCUUGAAAGCAAUCUCUCAUUUCAGAUGUUUAAAGUACCUACAUGUUACAUUCCUUUCUUUUGCAAUUUAAACUGUAAUUAAGGCAAUAAGAAGAAAAAAAAAAAAAGAACUUCUGGAUUGAGAUCAAAUUUCCUUUGUUUGCCUGGAAAUCAAAUUUUGGUAUUAUUUGAGUAGAACCAGGAUAUUUUUAAAGUAGAGAAAGCAGUAGAUAAAAACACUGUCAAUAGAGGAUUAUGAAAUGGAAAAAUACACAAAAGAGAUACUUGCAUUUAUUCAUUGCUGUUUCAUAGUUAUAACUAUAUCUUGGUUUGGUUGUGAAGGAAAUAUGAUCCAUUCAAAAAUGAAAAGAAAAUAUGUUACUGCUAUUUAAGGUAAAAUUAUUUUUUAGAUUAUUCAAUAUCAUCACUUAGCAAAUAUGUAUUACUAUUUUGCAAUGUUACUGGCUUACAUUGUGCAGGUAUUCUGUGUAAAAAAUAAUAUACAUAUUGCAUAUGAUAAAUUUAGAAGUUUUGUUUGGAACAGUUAACAUCUAAAGUAAUGUACUACUUAUUUUUGUAAAGUACUAAAAUACUCAGUUGUAAGGUACUGAAAUACUCAGUUUGUGAAGAAGCCUGUUUUGUGUGGUCUUUAGGCUUACAGUGCACUAAAUAGUUUUGUAUAAGGAUCCAAAGUGGUCUCAGAAUAUGCAUGUACUUUAUAUUUUCUAUAUUUGUAACUUUGCAUGUACUUUUUUGUUGUAUAAAACUUUAUAAAUGUUUAAUAUCUGACUGAAAUUAAAAGGGAGUCAGGCUGAG